CAUGGGGAACAAAGUGCCUUAAUUGAUAAAUUAAAAUUAAUAAAUUCGAUAAAAACUGAAGUGAUGAGUGCAUCGUCAUUAAAACGUUCAAGUGUGCGAGAUAUAUUUGAUGCACAAUGUAAAAAAUAUAAGGAAACAUCACAUUCAGUGGAGUUCGGUAAAAUGCGUAGGCAUUUGAUUCAUAUAAAACAAGAAAACUAUCCAAAAAAUCCGAUGACUUUUGAAGAAAUUAUUGAAGUUGCAUCAAAAUUCACAAUGUCCAGAUAUGAGGAAAAUGACAAAUUUUAUAUUGACACUAUAGUAGAAGAAAAUUUUGCCUACUCAUUAUUUGUGUCUCCUACCAUUUCUAAUGCUAUUAAAGGAAGGAACCACAUGGAACAACGUAAUUAUAUAGUUGAUGGAACAUUUAACAUAGUACCUAUUUCAAAGAAAUAUAAGCAAUUGCUUAUAAUUCACAUUAUUCACGCAGACCAUGCAUAUCCGUUCAUAUAUAUUUUAAUGUCUCAUAAGUCAGAAUCUGCAUAUAAACAUGUUUUGCAAUAUUUGCAAUCAAAUGUCAUCGAUUUGAAGCCGACGUCAGUAAUCACUGAUUUUGAAUGCAGUUUAUGUAAUGCUUUUAAAAGCGUAUACCCAACAGUGAAAACGGUUGGAUGUUGGUUUCACUACACGAAUGCUCUUUGACGGAAAGUUACGCAAAUUCCUGGAUUCACAGCUAAAUUGAACAGAGAUAAAAAUGCCAAAAACCUAUUUUCCAAAUUUAUGUAUCUACCAUUAUUGAAACCGGCUAAUAUUAUAGAAGCCUAUAGCAUUUUAAAACAAGAUGCUAUGGAUGUAAAAUUUGUUAAUGCAUCAAAUAAUACAGAAAGCUUCUUUAAACCAUUUAUAAAUUACUUCGAGCGACAAUGGAUGAAAAAAGAAAAACCUGUAAACUUUUCAGUGUAUAAAGAACCUGUCAGGACAAGUAAUUCUGCUGAAGGUUUCCAUAGCAGAUUGAAUAUGAAACUUCCAAAACGAGGCACGUUUUACAACUUCCUAGAAACCCUUUUCGAAUUAGAUUUUGUAAAAUCCAUGGAUUAUUCAAAAUCUAUUUCUGGUUGUACGAAUCUAUAUAAAUCAAAACCAUUCGGCAAUAAAGUUCGCGACAAAUUUAUUAAAAAACGGCUAGACUUAUUAAAAAACAAUAAAAUAUCUUUGAUGGAAAUUCUCAGUCAGUUUUCUAAAAUGGAAAACUGCAUACUUGCAGAAAAAUUCGUCAAUGAAAUCCAUAGUUCCGAUGAUGAUUAUGAAGACGACGACGACAGUAAUGAAGAUCAACAUUGUACAGAUCAUAUACAAACGCAACAAAAUAUGAUAUUGUUAUGCGUAAUUUGCUGCGAAAGGGAAAGGGAACUCUUGUUCGACCCAUGUCAUCAUUAUAAAGUUUGUCAAACAUGCUUUCAAAAAAUGGAAGAAAACAGCAAAUUAAAGGGCGUACAAACAUUGUGCCCAAUUUGUCGCAGUAUAAUAAAAGAAGCAAAACAAAUAUUUUGUUAAUAAUACAAUUAAACUCAUAUGUUAUUAUAUACCUAGAACUAUAUUGAAAUAGUGUUUAAUUUUUUGUUACACGUAAUUUUUGGUUUUCAUGUUGUUUGAUUUGUU
Messenger RNA from Rhagoletis zephyria (snowberry fruit fly), 1638 nucleotides. RefSeq lists its product as uncharacterized. The record is from RefSeq and is a predicted model, not a curated record. Lineage: Eukaryota; Metazoa; Arthropoda; Insecta; Diptera; Tephritidae. Gene Ontology annotation, biological process: protein ubiquitination; cell cycle. Gene Ontology annotation, molecular function: ubiquitin protein ligase activity.